AUGUCAUUAGCAGAUGGUGAAUAUGAGAUAGACUUAUCACAACUACUAGAAUUACCAACAAUACCAACAAAUACUGAAGAUCAACAACAAGAUGUAUCUAAUGUAGCUAUUAGAUAUGGAUUCAUACCACCUACUAUGGAUCAAACUAAACCAUUGACUUUAUAUCAAACGGAACAAGAUGGAGAUUGUAUAUUAACCGCAGAGACUACUACCAAUAGUAAUAAUAAUACUAAUGAUAAGAUAUUGUUUGAAGGAAUACCGCAAAGACAUAGAAGUAAUAGUGGUGGUACUACAAGUACAAGUUCAACUACCAAUAAUAAUAAUACUAAUGAUUCUUAUUAUUUAAGUUAUAAUCCUGGUGAUAAUUAUGUUACUUUAAAACGAUUGAAUACAACAAUUAGAUUUAAUAAAAGUAGAAAUAUAAAUAAAUUACAAUCAAAGAUUAAACAAUUGGAGAAUCAAUAUGAAUUGGAUAAAAAGAAACAACAACUUAAGAAAUCUAAUAAUAUCAAGAAGAAAUCUUCGGUAUCACCUCCUCCAAACAAAUCUUCUUCGUCAAAGCAGCGACAACAACCAGUAAGACCCCGAACUGUAUCAUCAAAGAGACCACCUGCAAAUACUACUCCAGAACCUAUAAUAAAACUGAAGAAACCCACUGAUGAAGAACAGAAUAUUAUAAGUGAAUCAGAUUUUGAAGAUUUAGAAUUAGAAUUAGAAAAACAAUCCACUACAUCCCCACCACAACGACAACAACAGCACCCUAUAAAGUGUAAGGAACCAUCACCUGAAGAACCAACUCCUAAGCCUAAGCCUGUCACCACGAAAAAACCAACCCCAUCUCCACCUCCACAGAAAAUAGAGAAGAAAAAGCCCCAAGCUCCUAUAUCUGAACCUAAGCAGACCGUCUCUUCAACCAGAGAAGAAGAAGACUUGUCAAUGGAACUAGAUGACGAUUUCAAAGAUUUAGAAGAUCAAUUACAAGAAGUCCUAGAAGAAAAGGAAGUAUCAGCUCCAGAAACGAUCGCAACCAAAGGCAAAUCGCAAGGCACAUCAUCUACCCAACCAAUUGAAUUCAACAAUCUUGAAGAAGAAGACGACGAUGACGAUGAUGAUGAGAGUGAUUUCGAUGAUUUUCAAUUCUCAGCUAGGAUUAAAAUCGAUGAAGGUGAGUCAAGUUCAUCAAGUUCUUCAAAUAAGGCAAAGAUUAGUCUUGUUGAUAGAUCGGGCGCGAUUGGUAUGAAUAAGAAACCGAUGAGUUUAAGGGAAUUGAUAGGCGGUGGAAAUGAUGAUGAUGACAAUGGGAGAAAAGGCGGUGACGAUGUGAGUAGUAGUGAAGAAGAAUAG
Molecule: messenger RNA, 1344 nt
Organism: Hemisphaericaspora subhashii
Lineage: Eukaryota; Fungi; Ascomycota; Pichiomycetes; Serinales; Debaryomycetaceae
Exons: 1
Coding region: 1-1344 (447 amino acids)
Source: RefSeq, a predicted model, not a curated record